Messenger RNA from Aspergillus welwitschiae, 183 nucleotides. RefSeq lists its product as uncharacterized. The record is from RefSeq and is a predicted model, not a curated record. Bases 1 to 183 code for a protein of 60 amino acids. Lineage: Eukaryota; Fungi; Ascomycota; Eurotiomycetes; Eurotiales; Aspergillaceae. The transcript has a single exon.
AUGGCCAGAUCAGUUUCUCAAUGCUCACCGCCAAUGGCCUCUAUCACAAGAGCAACGGGUAGGCAUUGGUCUCCACUUGAUGUUCAUCCACUGACGAGAGAGGCCCCACACUACUCGGGACCCCAAGCGAUAGCAUGGAACGAAUUGGCUGCCAAGUGUAUCGGCGAGCCAAAUCCACAGUAA